This is a messenger RNA of Vigna radiata var. radiata (mung bean), 3155 nucleotides long. Its product is annotated as alpha-mannosidase. Gene Ontology annotation, molecular function: carbohydrate binding; alpha-mannosidase activity. Gene Ontology annotation, biological process: mannose metabolic process. The transcript is spliced from 29 exons. Lineage: Eukaryota; Viridiplantae; Streptophyta; Magnoliopsida; Fabales; Fabaceae. The record is from RefSeq and is a predicted model, not a curated record. The coding region runs from base 33 to 3023 and encodes 996 amino acids.
AUUCAUGCACUUCAAAGGUUCAGAGGUGAAAAAUGUUAGAGAGAAUGACUAUAAUUUCAGAGUGUUUCUGUGUUAUUCUCCUGCUUUAUUCAUGUGGCUCCGUAGUUUGUGUUAAAUACAACACUGGAGCAAGUAUUGUGCCAGGCAAAUUGAAUGUUCAUCUUGUUGCUCAUUCCCAUGAUGAUGUUGGCUGGCUCAAGACCGUUGAUCAAUACUAUGUUGGGUCCAACCAUACAAUUCAGGGGGCAUGUGUGGAGAAUGUGCUGGAUUCGGUGGUUAUGUCCCUGCAGCGAGACCAAAACAGGAAGUUUGUAUUCGCUGAGAUGGCAUUUUUCCAUAGAUGGUGGGUGGAACAAACUCCAGAAACACAAGCGCAAGUGACAAAGCUUGUGGAUGGUGGCCAGCUAGAAUUUGUAAAUGGUGGUUGGUGCAUGCAUGAUGAAGCAACUACUCACUACGUAGACAUGAUUGAUCAAACGACUCUGGGUCACCGCUUCAUCAAAAACCAAUUCAACAAGGUCCCUCGUGCAGGAUGGCAGAUUGAUACCUUUGGACAUUCUGCUGUUCAAGCUUAUUUGCUUGGUGCUGAGCUUGGUUUUGAUUCAGUGCACUUCGCUAGGAUUGAUUAUCAGGACAGAGAAAAACGCAAAGUUGAUAAAACUCUUGAAGCUGUGUGGCGUGGCUCCAAGACAUUUGGCUCUUCAGCCCAGAUUUUUUCCAACACUUUUCCUGUUCGUUAUGGUCCACCGGAAAACUUCCAUUUUGAAGUCAAUGACGACUUUGUUCCCAUACAGGAUGAUCCCCUUCUAUUUGAUUACAAUGUGGAACAGCGAGUCCGGGACUUCAUUGCUGCUGCUAUUACACAAGCAAAUGUGACUAGGACGAACCAUAUCAUGUGGACAAUGGGCGAUGAUUUCCAGUACCAAUAUGCAGAGAGUUGGUUCAAGCAAAUGGAUAAACUAAUUCACCAUGUUAACAAGGAUGGCAGAAUGAAUGCUUUAUAUUCUACCCCAUCUAUUUACACUGAUGCAAAAAAUGCUGCAAAUCAACAAUGGCCACUGAAAAUUGAUGAUUACUUCCCGUAUGCAGAUGGUCCACAUGAUUGUUGGACAGGCUAUUACACCAGUCGCCCAGCCUUUAAGCGAUAUGUUAGGAUCCUAAGUGGAUACUAUUUGGCAGCACGCCAACUUGAAUUUUUUGCGGGAAAGAAAUCCACUGUAAACCACACUUCAGACCUUGGAGAUGCUCUGGCCAUUGCACAGCAUCAUGAUGCUGUCUCUGGCACUGCCAAGCAACACACAACUGAUGACUAUGCAAAACGACUUGCCAUUGGAGCCUCAAGGGCUGAGGAUGUUGUUAGUUCCUCUUUGUAUUUCCUUAGUAGCAAGAAAAGCACAGCACCCACAUCGGCAUUUUCCCAGUGUCAAUUACUCAACAUCAGUUACUGUCCACCAACAGAAGACAGUAUUCCACAAGCUAAUAGUUUGGUAUUAGUGGUGUAUAACCCACUUGGAUGGAAUCGUUCAGACAUUUUAAGAAUUCCAGUUAAUGACGCAAACCUUGUUGUCAAAGAUUCAUUGGGAAAUAAUGUUCAAACACAAUACAUAGAAGUGGAUAGUGUUACAGCAAAUUUAAGAGAAAUCUACGUCAAAGUCUAUCUUGGGGUGUCACCAAAACAAGCCCCAAAGUACUGGCUUCUGUUUCAGGCUUCAGUACCUCCACUUGGAUGGAGUACGUAUUUCAUUUCUAAAACAGAAAAAAAAGUUGAAAGCAGAAAGGGAUUUCUUUCGCACCUCACCACCAGUCAGAGAAACGAUACAAUUGAAGUAGGACCUGGAAAUUUGAAGCUGUCUUUUUCUUCAAGGUCUGGACAACUCAUACGCAUGCAUAAUUCCAGAACUGGAGUAGAUGUACAAAUUCAGCAAAGCUAUCUCUGGUAUAAUUCUAGUGAUUCUGGCGCAUAUACUUUUCGGCCCGAUUCCCCUCCAAUUAUUGUUUCAAAAUCAGUGCCCUUCAAGAUAAUCCGCGGACCAUUAGUGGAUGAGGUUCAUCAGAAUUUUAGUUCAUGGAUUUACCAGAUUACCAGGGUUUACAAAGACAAGGAGCAUGCUGAGAUUGAAUACACUAUUGGUUCAAUUCCUACGGAGGAUGAAGUUGGGAAAGAGGUAAUCACACAAUUGACAACAGGUAUGCUGACAAACAAAGAGUUUUACACUGAUUCUAAUGGAAGAGAUUUUUUGAAACGGGUACGAGAUUAUAGGGAAGAUUGGCCCCUUAAAGUUAAUGAGCCAGUAGCAGGCAACUAUUAUCCACUCAAUCUUGGAAUUUAUAUUAAGGAUAAGAAAUCUGAAUUAUCAAUCUUAGUUGAUCGGGCUACUGGAGGAGGCAGUAUAAAAGAUGGUCAGGUGGAACUCAUGCUUCAUAGGCGACUGCUUUCUGAUGAUGGCAAAGGAGUAAACGAAAAUCUUGACGAACAAGUGUGCCAAAAUAAUAAUUGUCAAGGACUAACAGUAAGAGGAAAUUAUCAUGUGGCCAUCCACAACCUUGGAGCUGGUUCACAAUGGCGCCGUACAACUGGUCAGGAAAUUUAUUCACCACUGUUAUUGGCGUUUACACAUGAGAACAUGGGAAAUUGGAAGACCUUCCAUGAGACCAAAGGAACUCUCAUUGACCCUAAUUACAGCUUACCUCCCAAUGUAGCUCUGAUAACUCUCGAGGAGUUGGAUGAUGGAAUGGUGCUUCUCCGUUUGGCGCAUCUAUAUGAGUCUGGUGAAGACGCCCAGCUUUCAACUUUAACCAAAGUUGAAUUGAAGAAAAUGUUUAUCACAAAAACGAUAAAGCAGUUGACUGAGGUCAGUUUAUCAGCUAACCAAGAGAGGUCAAAAAUGAAGAAGAAAACAUGGAAGGUUGAAGGGGACAAGGGACAAGAAUCAAAAGCAGUUAGGGGUGGUCCUGUCAGCCAAAUCACUCUUGUAGUUGAACUUGGUCCAAUGGAAAUUCGCACUUUCCUACUGAAAUUCUAAAAAUGGCACAACUCAAUAUGAAUAUUUUAUCAUAAAACAUGUUCAUUGCAAUCUUCUGUAUCUUAUUGUAGAAUCCUGUUAGACAAUUAAUUAUGCAAAUUAAACUUACAAUUUAUUUAUAAAUACUUGUAA